This is a messenger RNA of Girardinichthys multiradiatus, 1741 nucleotides long. Its product is annotated as somatomedin-B and thrombospondin type-1 domain-containing protein. The coding region runs from base 702 to 1466 and encodes 254 amino acids. The record is from RefSeq and is a predicted model, not a curated record. NCBI's taxonomy places the organism in Eukaryota, Metazoa, Chordata, Actinopteri, Cyprinodontiformes, Goodeidae. The transcript has 5 exons.
AAACAAACAAAAUUCUGCUUCAUCUGAUUUUGCUGCACAACCCUGAAACAGUGAGGCAAAAAGGCAGAAAGGUAAAGAACUAAAGGGUGGCUUUAGUGUCCUCUGAGGACCCUGCAGCACAGUUACUUGGAGACUUGCCAAAUGCACACAUUCCUGCCUUUCUUUUGGGACUCUGAGAUCAGGGGUGGCAUCACGGGCAGAAUGAUAUCUGGAUUACAGCUCUUCUGAAAGGAAAGGAUGAGACAAACAGACGGAUAAAAAUACGGCAGGUAAAAAAAUGAGGUAAAAGAGAGAGCAGAGACCUGAGUGAAAGCACACAAACCUAAACCCUACAGCUCAACCCUCCCCUUGUUGAGGGAGGUACUCAGCUGGCAAACCCGGAGGGGGACACCAGCUCUGAGAAGAAGUCAAAGCAAAUACAGCAUGAGGAAUGAAGCUGUUGUAGGAGCUUUGGGAUGCUUUGAACUGUAGGUUGCUUUUGCAGAGCUGAAAGCCUGGACGUGGGGGACAGAAGCGGGAACUCCAGGUCACAAGGGCUACUGUGGUGGAGCUCCGUUUUGUUCACUCUGACAAUAAGAAACAUACUAGAAGAAAAGCAGGAAUAGAUAUGUUUUAAGGAGAAUAGCCUUCCAUAUCUUAAGCCAACCAAGAGGCUGCAGUAUUACUUUAAGACUGGACUUUUGGCUCUUUGUCCCAUUGUGAUGGGAUCCUCUGUAGAGGUGGCUUAUUGGUUGAUGGUGUUGUGUUAUCUUGGACAAAAACAUCUUGUGACCGGUGGUUGUUUGGGAAAGUGCUGCCGGGGCAGAAACAUGGGCUGUUCUACUACUGACUGGAGGAUGGACCGAGCGUACGGGACAUGCUACUGCGACGAGGACUGUGUUAAUACCAAGGACUGCUGCUUCGACUAUUUCACAGAGUGUCCAGCUCAGGACUGUGUCGUGAGCGCCUGGAGCUUUUGGAGUGGCUGUGCCAAGCCCUGCCAGCCAUCAGUCAGAGUCCGAGUUCGUCACGUAGAGCAGCAGCCCGUUAACAGCGGUGAUCCCUGUCCCUUGCUGGAGGAGAGAGCUGGAUGCAGGGAGCAUAGAGACCACCGGGGUAGCCACUGUGGACUCAAUUCAGGCCCCGCAUUCAUCACCAGCAUGGAGUUUGGCAAAGGAAGACCCAAACAUGACAACUUUGGAAACCCCCUGGACCCAGGGUUCUGUGUGGAGUUUGAACUGGAGUCCCGGACACCACACUGUACGGUGCAGAACCAGCCUCACACACGCUGGAUGCGCUACAUAACCGGAGGGUUUAAAGUGUGUGUAGCGUGUGAACCUCCUGCCUUGCGAAACAGUAGCUGCCAGGGCGAUGGGCAAGAAUCAGACAACUUCGCUCCAUUGGCAGGCAGUGGGGAACCCACACUGCAGAGGGACGUGGAGGAAGGUCCGGAAAACUCCACAAUGCACCUGUCCAACACAACAUAACUUUGUCUUCAUCUGACCUUUGCAAACCAGUCUUCAGAACCAGCUGAAAUAACGUGCAGAACACCACAGGAUGUUUUAUAAGAGACUAAAUGCUGCAUAAAGAUUUAAAUGCAAAGGAGAUCACUGCAAACUUGAAAUGCACUUCAUUUAUUUUAAUAUUAGAAACUAAACAUCCAUACAGGUGGUUUCUAAUUUUAUUGCAUUUAACAUUGCAUAACACUUCUGUAAAAAACUGGAUGUCAAACAAUAAUAAAAAAAAAAAGAACUACUUUACA